AUGGAAAGCCUGCGAGGACGUCGGGCAAAAUUGCAUCUUUUGCCCAACCUAAACGCGCUGUGGGUCCGUGUGUGGAAAGCUAAGUAUGGAGACCAACCGUUUAAUAUCGACUCGGGUCAUCGGGGACCGUGCUCGCCGGUUUUACAAUCUGUCCGGAAAAUAUGGCCGCGAGUAAUGGCAGGCACACGAUGGUCUAUCCGUGAUGGCCGAACUGUGAAAUUCUGGACAGAUAAUUGGCUCCCAUCGGGUAUCAAUUUAAGCUCAAUAGCUACAGGCGUAAUUCCUCGGGCCAUGCGCGAUUACCCCGUUUGCUAUUUUACUUCGGAUGUGGGUGAAUGGAAGUGGCUUGAAUUUUCGCACUUGCUUCCGGCGGCUGUUUUACUACAGAUAGCGGCGAUCCCGGCACCCAAUGCAUCCCGUGGAAGUGACAAGCUGUACUGGAGCUGCUCAUCAACAGGUGCUUUCUCCACAAAAUCUGCUUAUAACUCUCUCGAUGUGGCAGCUCCGACGUCCUCGCAGGCUCUGUGGACAGCAAUUUGGACAUGGCCGGGCCCUCCGCGUAUUCGCACCUUUCUCUGGUUGCUCAAGAGGAAUCGGCUUCUCACAAACUCCGAACGCUGCCGUCGGCACUUGACGAGCUCGGACGUCUGCAUCGUGUGCGGCCUUGCGGUGGAGACGGCUUUGCACGUGGUCCGGGACUGUUCUCUGGCUAAAGAAAUAUGGCGAAGUCUCCUGCCGUGUGCCGCUGCUGGGCAAUUUUUUCGGCUGCAACUAGAACAAUGGAUCUCCUUCAAUCUGCUACAUUCGAAGGAUCUUGGUCAGGCCUGGGACAGAACUUUUGGUGUGGUGGUGUGGAAGCUAUGGCAGUGGCGCAACGAAUUCAUUUUUCAGGGAAAGCAACGGACUUUACAGGUAUGCAAGAAGGAUAUUUUCUCGUAUAUUGACGGGCUCUCCACAUCCCUUGCUGCUGCGCAGAAAUUGGGAGGGACGGGCCACCUUCGUGUCCCUCGUUGGAUUCGGUGGAUGCGGCCUCCGCCUGAUUGGGUGAAGUUAAAUUCUGACGGCUCGUAUAAUGGGGUGUCGGGCUUGGGUUAUGCAGGUGGUCUCCUCCGGGAUGAGAAUGGAAAUUGGCUAGGAGGUUUUACACUGAACAUAGGCUACUGUUCGAUUAUGGCGGCUGAAUUAUGGGGCCUAUUUAGGGGCCUUUCAUUGGCUUGGGACCUGGGCUUUCGUCAGAUUGAGGCGGAGGUUGAUAAUGCGAGCGUCGUGCGGUUUUCGGAAUCGUUUGAAGAUAUACCGGGAGUGCAUUCGGGACUUAUUAUGGGAAUUAAGGAUCUCCUGAGCCGUUCUUGGCAAGUUAAGACGAAGCAUCCUUUCGUUCGUUCUCUCCUCAUCGCCUUGUUUUGCGCCGCGCUUAUCCUCAAAGAUGCUUCGGGGACUAGACUCGCCAUGGAGCUUCACAAACUCCCGACCGGCUUACUAAACAAGGAUGACUCGAAAAGGUCGUUGAUUGGUUCGGUGGCCCCCACGUGCACGUACAACGAGUGCAGAGGCUGCCGGUUCAAGUGCAGGGCAGAGCAAGUCCCGGUCGAGGGAAAUGACCCUAUAAACAGCGCUUAUCACUACAAAUGUGUUUGCCAUAGGUGA
This is a messenger RNA of Striga hermonthica, 1647 nucleotides long. NCBI's taxonomy places the organism in Eukaryota, Viridiplantae, Streptophyta, Magnoliopsida, Lamiales, Orobanchaceae. The record is from the annotation of a GenBank genome assembly.